This is a messenger RNA of Plutella xylostella (diamondback moth), 1419 nucleotides long. RefSeq names its product TBC1 domain family member 20. Gene Ontology annotation, cellular component: endoplasmic reticulum membrane. Gene Ontology annotation, biological process: endoplasmic reticulum to Golgi vesicle-mediated transport; positive regulation of GTPase activity. NCBI's taxonomy places the organism in Eukaryota, Metazoa, Arthropoda, Insecta, Lepidoptera, Plutellidae. The record is from RefSeq and is a predicted model, not a curated record. Gene Ontology annotation, molecular function: GTPase activator activity.
GUUUUUUCAUUCAUUCAUUCGAUUCCCCAUCAAAGGGAAAUGUUGAAAUGUUUUUACUGAAUUAAAUUGUAAUUUAUUACUAUGGAAUCUAUUACACCCGAUCUCAGUCCUGAAGAUAAGUGCAAUUUCAAUGGGGACUGUUCACCACCGCCAAGAAACUCUAUCCAUGAGCUGAAUUACAACCGAAAUAUCGAUGACAUCUCUACUCCAUCGGAACUCAAAUUUGAUCAAGAUGAAGAUGAAAUAGAAGACCCUGAGAUUACAGAAAAAAAGAAACUUAUUGAAAAAUGUCUUCAAGACCCUAACACUACUUUGGAACAGUGGAAAUAUUUGGCAAAAAGCAAGGGAGGCCUAAUAUUAGAUGAAUACAGAAGAAAGAUUUGGCAUCAGCUGGUAGGAGUGACAAAAGAUGAAAUGACGGAACCUCCAUCCUUAGAUGAACUUUCUACUCACAGUGAAUAUAAUCAGGUUGUAUUGGACGUGAACAGAUCUCUGAAACGGUUUCCCCCUGGUAUCCCGUACGAGCAGAGAGUAGCGCUCCAGGACCAGCUGACAGUGCUCAUACUGCGGGUCAUCAUCAAGUACCCACACCUCAAAUACUAUCAGGGCUACCACGACGUGGCAAUAACCCUGCUCCUCGUCUGCGGCGACGUGUCCUCAUUCCCGCUCCUGUGCCGGCUGUCGCACGGCGAGGCGGCACCCCUGGCGCCGUUCAUGCAGCUCACCAUGCGGCCCACGCAGCACCGGCUCAACUACAUGCUGCCUAUUGUGAGGAGGAUCGAUGCGGAACUGGCGGAUUAUUUGGACAAAUCACAAGUGGGAACCAUGUUCGCGCUCCCCUGGUACCUCACCUGGUUCGGGCACAGCCUGAACGCCUAUUCCGCCGUGGUGCGCCUAUACGACUACUUCCUGUGCGCGCCGCCGCUGUUCCCCGUGUACGUGACGGCGGCCAUCGUGGCGCAGCGCGCGCCCGAGCUGCUCGCCGCGGAGUGUGACAUGGCGGUGCUGCACUGCCUGCUGUCCCGGUUACCCGAUGACUUACCAUUUGAAGACAUCUUGGUAACGGCGGACCAACUGUACAAAGAACACGAUCCCAGUACUCUCGAAGAAGAAGUUAUUUUAUUCGAAAAGAAAGAAGAAGAACAACGAAAACUGGACGAGGAGCGCAUGCGCAGACGUCAGAUCGCGGCGCGCAACGCCCGCAACCCCACCCUGUAUGUGCGCCUCGAGCGGCGACUGAAACGCUGGCUCAACAUGCGGCUGCCACUGUCCUACCGCACUGUCCUGGCCACUGCUACUGUCCUGGUUGGAGUCUACGCGUAUUACCGACCGGAUUUCCUGUUUAACAGACACGGUGACGAUGGAAUGGACCUGUAGGGUGUUUUGGCUGUAAAUAAAAUCAAGAUUCAUUUGUUUAAA